Molecule: messenger RNA, 1393 nt
Organism: Sardina pilchardus (European sardine)
Lineage: Eukaryota; Metazoa; Chordata; Actinopteri; Clupeiformes; Clupeidae
Product: retinol dehydrogenase 11-like
Exons: 7
Coding region: 14-1108 (364 amino acids)
Source: RefSeq, a predicted model, not a curated record
ACUGUCUGGGACAAUGGACGACAGCAUUGCCCAGGUGAAGCAGUUUGUGACUGAGCAUGCAACUGGACUAGCAAUUGUCAUCGUAGCUGGUAAAUUCUCAUUUCACUGUUUUACAGCCUCUUCUGAUGAUCUAUUAGCCGAUCUAUUAACUACUCUGAGAACUAUGGAGGACAUUUCCAGUAUACGUGCUGGGCUUUUCGCGCUGCGCAGACAUAUGGCUGGUGGCUGGUGUCACAGUAAAGCUCGACUGGAUGGCAAGACGGUGCUGAUCACCGGAGCGAAUACAGGGAUAGGGAAGGACACAGCUGUGGACAUGGCCAGGAGAGGUGCGAGGGUGAUCCUGGCUUGUAGAGAUAUGGGCCGGGCGAACCGAGCUGCGGAUGAGGUCCGGAAACGGAGUGGGAAUGGGAACGUGGUGGUGAAGCAGCUGGACCUGGCCUCCUUGAAGUCAGUGCGCGCGCUGGCCGCUGAUGUUAAGGCCACUGAGGAGCGUCUGGAUAUUCUCAUCAACAAUGCAGGUAUCAUGAUGUGUCCAAAAUGGAAGACAGAGGACGGCUUUGAGAUGCAGUUUGGUGUGAACCACCUGGGUCACUUUCUUCUGACCAAUAGUCUGCUGGACCUGCUGAAGAAAUCCACCCCUAGCCGUGUAGUCAAUGUGUCCAGCCUGGGCCAUGAGAGUGGUAAAAUGUACUUUGAUGAUAUCCACCAGGAUAAAAAUUACGAUCCCAUAAGAAGUUACUGUCAGAGCAAGCUGGCCAACGUUCUUUUCACCAGAGAGUUGGCAAGGAGACUGUCUGGCACAGGUGUGACAGCCUACAGCCUCCACCCAGGUGCAAUCCGCACUGAGCUGGGACGACACGUGACCAAGUCCAUGUCCCUCUGGAAGCUGAUAAGGUAUUUGCCUAUGAUGCUGCUCUGGCCCUUCAUCAAGUCAUGUGAGGAGGGAGCGCAGACCACCAUCUACUGCGCUGUGGACGAGAGGCUGCAGAAUAUCAACGGCCUCUACUACAGUGACUGUGCCCCAAAGCAGGCAAAACUUCAGGCGUGUGAUGAAGCUGCUGCUAUGAAACUCUGGGACAUCAGUGCCUCCAUGGUGGGACUGGCCUAAGAAAAGAUACGCCCUCUUUACCAAACACACACACACACACACACACACACACACACACACACACACACACACACACACACACUGAAAUAUUCUCCACACCACAUACACAUCAUUGACAUUUUUUACUUUUGCAGAUGCCUUUGUUCAAUAUGAACAUAGUGUAUUUUUAUUAAAGAGAAUUUCUUGACUUCUCAAGUGAUGCCAAUAAUUACAGAUAUAGUUUUGGCGUUGAACAUUGCACAUGUAAUGGUUAUCUGAUGAAAUAAAGAGACAAAUGAUCUCACA